This is a messenger RNA of Penicillium crustosum, 633 nucleotides long. Its product is annotated as 3-isopropylmalate dehydrogenase Leu2A. NCBI's taxonomy places the organism in Eukaryota, Fungi, Ascomycota, Eurotiomycetes, Eurotiales, Aspergillaceae. Gene Ontology annotation, molecular function: NAD binding; magnesium ion binding; 3-isopropylmalate dehydrogenase activity. Gene Ontology annotation, cellular component: cytosol. Gene Ontology annotation, biological process: L-leucine biosynthetic process. The transcript is spliced from 2 exons. The record is from RefSeq and is a predicted model, not a curated record. Bases 1 to 633 code for a protein of 210 amino acids.
AUGGACACCGAGCCUUACUCCCGUCACGAGAUCGAGCGUAUCAUCCGUCUCGCCGCCAACCUCGCUCUGCAGCACAACCCGCCCCUGCCCGUCUGGAGCUUGGACAAGGCCAACGUCCUCGCUACCAGCCGUCUGUGGCGUAAGGUCGUCACCGAGGUUAUGGAGAAGGAAUACCCUCAGGUCUCCUUUGGUCACCACCUCAUUGACUCCGCUGCUAUGCUCAUGAUCAAGGACCCCCGUAAGCUGAACGGCAUCGUUGUUACUAGCAACUUGUUCGGUGAUAUCAUCAGCGAUGAGGCUAGUGUUAUCCCCGGUUCUCUGGGUCUCCUUCCCAGUGCCAGUCUGAGCGGUAUUCCUGAUGGCAAGAGCCGUGUCAACGGUAUCUACGAGCCUAUUCACGGCUCCGCCCCCGAUAUUGCCGGCAAGGGUAUCGUUAACCCCGUCGCCACUAUCCUGUCUAUUGCCAUGAUGAUGCAGUACUCCUUCAACAUGAUCGAUGUGGCUCGCCUGAUUGAGCAGGCUGUGAGCAACGUCAUCGAGGCUGGUGUCCGCACCGGCGACAUUGGCGGCACAGCCAAGACUACCGAGGUCGGUGAUGCCGUGGCCGCCGAGCUGGAGAAGCUGCUCAAGUAG